ACUCAGGGGGAGGACACGAAGAUUAUAUCAAGUGGGCUUGACAAGUCUCCUAACUCAGUUCACGAGUAUACACAGUGAUAGCGUCAUGGAUAUCCACCGAGUUUAAGAGCAACAGCGGAUUUGGGGAGCCCAGUGUAAGGACCGCUAUCUGAAGUCGGAUAUCAUAAUCACUGCAAUGACUGAGCCCUCAAAACCGCCUUUAGGGAGAAUGAAGGCACGUGCCCCACCUCCGCCACAGGUCCCUCAACCUGCCCCGCGUCACAUCUUUAGAAACACUGUACCUGACGGGGGCGGGACGUCAGACACUGACGCCAAAGAAAAUGUGCUGAGGACCACUGUGGAAUUACAGUUGACCUUACCACAAGGAUACCAGACUUCUGUAACUGAGGAUGGCAGUAAGGCGCUGAUGGACCUGCUGGUUGAGCUGUGUAGCUGCUACCACCUGAAUCCAGCGCUGCACACCCUGGAGCUGCUGUCGCCUGAUGGUCACCCUUUGGGGUUCAAGCCCAACACGUUGCUGGGCUCCCUCAACGUAGCCUCUGUCCUCAUCAAGGAGAAAGUCUGGGAGGAGAAAUCGGUGCGCAGACCGGCGCCCAAAGUGCCAGAGAAAACUGUGCGCUUGAUGGUGAACUACCACAGCAGCCAGAAGGCAGUGGUACGAGUCAACCCAUUAGUACCACUUCAGGCUCUGAUACCGGUCAUCUGUGACAAGUGUGACUUUGACCCUUCACAUGUCCUGCUCCUGAAGGACAGCAUCAGUCAACACGAAUUACCACUGGAUAAAUCCCUAACACAGCUGGGGAUCAAGGAGCUCUACAUACUCGAUCAGAGUUUAGUUCUCCAGCUUAAAAUGGCUUCAGCUCCAGCUCUUAACUACGCAGACUCCAUUCGCUCUAGCACAACCAGUUUGGGCAGACCGGAAAAGAAAGGUCUCCUGGGUAUAUUCCAGUUUAGCAGGAGGAAAUCCAAGACAGAGACAACAUCUAUGGACAUGGAUGACUCUGACGAUAAAUUAAUCCAAAAUACAGACACACACUCCAAUGCUUCGUCCUCAGUGUCAGGAGUGCCCUGUGUUGAAGAUCGGCCUAGCACCUUGGGCCAAUCUCAGUCGGCCAUGAACAUCUCCAGGAUGUCUCCCAAGUUUGACUCCAAGAAGAGGAGAGCUCCAGUUCCACCCGGGGCCCCUACCCCCACCAUGGGACACACUAGCUUUGAGACGUAUCAGAUGGGCCUUGGCUCAGAAAGCCAGCAGAGGAAAAGAAAGGCUCCAGCCCCUCCUCCUACCCCAACUUCCAUCGACGAUACCUCAACUUCCACUGCACCCAGCCCUGACAGCCCUGCAACUGAAACACCUACCCCAGCCACUCGCAUUAAGGUGGCACAGUCAACCACAGUCGGUACUACCACUGUUGUAAGACAGACAGUGAAACCAGCCCCCCUGAAAACUGAAGUCCAUCCUCUACCUGUGUACGCUGCCACUCCAACCCCCAGCUCCCCGACCCCAAGCAGCAGCACCACUGACAGCCUAGCCGCCCAGGAUUCCAGUUCUGAAUUCAGUCACAGCCUUGACGACUCAGACCUCGACCCAGAUCAGACCGGCUCCCGCUGCAGCAGCCUCACCAGCAGCACAGUGAGCGGCUCUGUGCGGGUCCGGCCCACUACGAAAAGCUCCAGCAGCAGAAUGGAGGAGUCGGAAAUGGUCAGCAGUGUGGCUACUGAAUUAAAUCAAGAGGUGAUUUCAGUCAGCAGCUCGCGGUCAGAGACUGAGUCGGCCCUCAACCUGAAAAUGGAUGAAGUUGAAAACAACAGACACAGUGGAAUGGGAACCCUUGAUCGACCAGCUCCGCCCAAACCUCGCCGUUCCCCAGUCCAAGAACCGCCACAGCUUGUCCUACCCCCUCCCCUGUCCUCCCCUCCCAUUGAACCCACAGACAGCAACUCCCCACAGAGAACUAUGGAGGUGGAGGAAGCAGCUCCCCAGUCCUGGCUCCCCUCCAUGAAGAGCUCCACAGUCAGUGGUCAAAUCCCAGAAGCUGAAACACCCGAGGAGGAGACUUUGUCUGUGGGUAGCAGCAUUGGUGGCAUCAGCCUGCCAGACCAGGGUUACGCAGCUUCCGAGGGCAUGGCAGAGGGUGAGGACUCAGGAUUGGUUAGCUCCCCAUCUGACACCCAACCCACAUCCCCAGAUGAAAGUUUGUCUCUGGAUGGAAGUAGUGGUGGCGGAGGAGAGAGAUUGCAGGGACCAGUGCGGGAGAAUUCCAGUGACAGUGAUGAGGGAUGUGCCACCUGGGGAUCAAGACACAGACACGACGACAUCAACCCAAAGGCGAAGUCAGGCAGGCUAAAGGACAGCUAUGAACAAGAUUCACAGCUCACAGCCCAGCUCCAUCAGACUUUGGUAGAUUUGGAAGCAGACCUUGCAGAUCACGUAGAUAUGGUCUCAGAAACCACCUACACCAUGUCCACAGACAGUAAUGAGGUGCCGGUGUCUGUAGUAGACAUGGAUGUGCCAGUCACAGCCAUAGAUGAAGUGCUAGAAGACUAUGGAUCUAACUUUGUAGAAUGUGACACAAAGUUACUUAUCAGGACUGAGUCAGCUCACAGCAAAGGUCCAAGCAGUGCUGUGGAGCUACAGAACACAAACAACAAUGCUUGUACAGCUGCUGAUGAUAAUAAAAGCAGCAGUACACAUUCUACGCAGCCGUCUCAACGUAAGAAGUCACUGAAGAACAAGUCUGUCAAAAAGAAAGAAAAGAUAUUAGAGACAAAAGUUGAAGAGAUGACUAUAUCUCAUGCUAACAGUUUGAAAGAGGACAAACAAAAAACACCAGCAGUGAAAUCUAAUGUUGAGACACAGAAACACAGCAAGAACGCUCAGAUUGUGCUUGAUCCUGUGAAGAGUAACACUCAGCUCCAAGAGAAGAAACCUGUUCUGCCACCAACCUAUCCUCCUAGAUUAGCUUCUACGGAAGGAGAUGAAGAGACACAAAUAAACAAAAUAACACGAAAUAGCUCCAGCUCUAAUUCUUCACACGGUAAAAUCACACGCAAUGUCACGUCACGCUUCGGUAUGAAAACUUUCACUGUGGUUCCUCCCAAACACUCUGUGAUGCAUGCUGAUAUGAGAGAGCCAGCAUUAACUAGGCAUGCCAUUAAGAUAGAUGAGCAAGGAAAUAUGGUAAAAACGGGUAUCUCCCACAACAGAGUUGGUGGUUCAUCAGAGUUAAAAAGUAAUUGCAGUGAGGGGUCUCCUCUUCUUGGAAAAGCCAAAGCUUUUUGGAGCUUAAAUGAAAGACAAGAAAGCCCUGUUCCCCAGAGCAAAGGUCUGAUUGACAAGGCAAAGGAGAGUACAGAUGACCUGAAAAGUACUCAAACUGCAGUAUCAAAAACUGUGUUGAAGACCGGUAACAUAGAGGACCUGAAAAAGACACCAAGUACACUUAAUAAAUCUGGAGAGAGGUCCCAGCCUAAAGAGAGUGUUAAAGAAGAAGCUAAAGAACCAGUGAAAGAUGUCAAAGUUGCAAAAGAGGAACGGGUAGAAGUAGAGAGCAAGAUUUCAGUGUCCAAAAAUGUUCAGCAGCCAAGUAAUGGACCGACCCUUCCCCAUCCAUCCCCUUCAGACCUGAAAAGAGACCUGCCCUUCCUCAAACCAUCCAGGCGAACCUCAAGCCAGUAUGUAGCAUCUGCCAUCACUAAAUACGCCCCAAAGACUUCAGCUAAACCCAACUCCAUUCCUUACUCCCCCGAGUCCUCUGCUCCAUUAAAAACACAGGGCACCAGCUUCCAAAGAUCGGGUCGGUCCAUACAAGUGAAUCCACGCCAAUCUUCCCAGACCUCUCUGUACAAUAACAAGGAAAACGAUUCUGUUUCUAACCCUCUUGGUCCUAAGAGGUCUAUGAGCUUCCCUGAGUAUAUGUACAACACCCAGAGAGAUUUCGGAGAAGUGAGACAGGACAGGGGUGGAUUUGGAAAUUGUGUUGGAUCCACCAAAGAAAGCUCCAAUUCGCUAGGAACACCAACAGCCAAGCAUAUUCGGUCUACUGGCCCCACCCAAAUAAAUGUGACCGCCAGUAAUGACAGAGAUAAUAUUAAUAAUAUUCAAGGGAGAAGCCCCAGCACUUCACAAAGCAGUUCUUUACAUACAUCUGCCAAACAACCCACAGCCCCCAAGACUGAAUCACAAGAGCAGACAAGUAAUACGACAGACAUAAUCAAGGCAGCCCACCAUCUAACAUCUGGUGCAAAAUCAGAACCUUCAGUUACAGUGUCAGAUAGUGGUACGGUCCCUGGGCCUCUACCAGUCACAGUGUUUGGGCCAAUUAAAAGGUUCAGACCAGUGAUCUGCAAAUCUGUUGAGAAAGACACGACUCUGCACAGCAGCCUGAUGGACGCAAUCCAGACAGGCGGGGGCAAGGACAGGCUCAAGAAGAUAUCCACUUCUGGUCCCAGCAACUUGAAGAAAACCUCUUAUGCUGAGGAGGAGAAUGAGAGGUCGGCUCUUCUGAGUGCCAUUAGAGCUCAGAGCAACUCCGGAAAGCUGAGAAAGACCAAAUCUGACGCUGCUGCUGAGCUUGAGAAGUUCAGGAAGGUGGCCUCUGAGGAUGAGAGAAGUGCAGACCUUCCCAACUCCUCCUCUCCUCCCUCUUUGACCUCUACUUCUCCUGUCUUCACUCUACCACCACCACCACCACCCAUGUUUGCACCUCCACCUCCUCUCCCUGACCUGCCACAGGGUAAACCUACCAUUGUGGCACAUCCAAGUGCUAACAAACCCAUGAACCCUGGCUUAGCCAGGGAGGCCAUGAUGGAGGCCAUCCGCUCUGGAUCUGCUGUCGACAGGCUAAAAAAGGUCGCGGCGCCCACAAAGACAGUCCAAGUGAAUGGCAGACUGGGAACGAUCCAAGCAUCCUCCUCAACACUCCCUCAGCAAUAAGUGGGGAAGCCUAUAUCACUGCAACAAGAAAUCAUAUAUCAGAUUCCAUCAUACUUUUUGUUUUUUGGCCACUGUGUUUUUGAGACGGACAUUUGGAAAACUGGGCUGAGUCAUAUUUUGAGAGAAUAUUAUUUGAAAGUUUGAAGGAAAAGCUGAUGGAUGACAAAUAAUGUAGCAAAAAAUAAAUAAAUAAAUGAAGAAAGGUUUCUAAAUGUAAUAUAGAUUAAAAGAAUAUUCAACCAGUCAGGGGCCUUAUGCAUAAACUAAUGCCGCUUUUAAUGGAACAGCAUUAUUUUUACUCAUUUUCUCUACUGUAAGCAUUUCUUACAGUAGAGGAAUGUUGCUCUGUUAGUAGCCAAACACCUGUAACAUCUACCGGAUAAAGCUGUCAGAGGUAAAAAGUUUGCAGUCAAUUCCGCUCAUAAUAUCAGCUUCUAACGAUAGCUUGCUGUUCCUAAACAUAUCUUGCCCGCACUGUACUUGAAUUCAGUAGUUUUAACCGGAACAUUGUACAAAAUGUGUGCCAAUGAAAGAAGAAUAUUUCAAAUUUAAAUGGUUUAUGCUAUUUCCAGAUCAUAUAUUUUGUUUUGUUCUGAUCUUUUGUAUUUGCUUUUACGGUUAAGAUAUGGAUGCCUUAUACUGUUGCUCAGUCAGUGUUAUGUAUAUGAUGUUUUCUGUAAAAAAGAAAAAUUAAGUUGGAGCUGAUGAUAUUUCCAGAUUUGGACUGCUUAAUAUUUGUUUAACAAAUUAAGAUUAUUGAAAAAUUAAGUACACUAAAGAAAACAAUGGAUAGACAAUGUUUAUGUUUGUUUGUUUUUUUGUUUGUUUUUUCUUUUAAGUGCAUUAUUCUAUCAGAUCUGGUUCAUAAUGCCAACUUCUACAGUUCUUGGCAAAGAGGAGUAAAACUGACUAGUGCCUGUUAGCUCAUGAUGCUCCUGUUAUGAUCCCUAACUUUAAUUUAUGCUGCUGUUUAAAAGCUAAAGAGAUUCUCAUACAUGUACAACGUCAGUGCCCUGCAGAAACGUAUGGUUGCAUAGUGGUAAUAUAACUGACCACUGAUUUAUGAUAUAUUUCAUAUUUAAAGAGAAGCUGAAACAAACCUUUCCUUUCCUUAACAUUUCCACAUUUUUGAAGCACUGUUAUAGAAGCAUAUGAAUGGUGAAUGCCACCAUGAGCAAAGAGUUUAGUUCAUUAAUCACCAAGUCAUUACUGAUAUGUAAUGGCUAUAAACCAGCAGUUGUAGUAAUGCUGUAGGAAAGCAGUAGUUCUUAGGGUAUCUGUGGCCUUGAUUUAGGGCAAGUAUUAUUGCAUUUCAUUCCUCUUCUCUGUAUAUAAAGUUUAGAGUAUGGAGUAGCUCUGAUUUAGGGAGAGGGGACCGCUGCCAUUAAAUGGUAUACAUAUGGAUGCGUAUGUACAUGCUGAAUCAUCUUUAGAAUGAAAACCUAAAUGAUAAAACAUAAAGCAUCCAUCUUCAGGUGUAAAUGCUAGCUGCUGUGUAAUGUGAUUAUUUGAGCAAAGGGAGUUGAAUUCCUAGUUUUAUAUAGAUAUAUUACUAAUUUAUGCUCGGUUUCAAAUCUCAAAACAUUUUUUUACUGUUGUAUGUUUUACAGCUUUUUUUUCUGUUAAUUCUCUCACUAGAAUUGUUCAUUUCUACUAAGUACUUUCAUUUACACAUAAUAUCCUACAGCACAUUGUAGCAUUGUAUAUUUUGUAAACUGAAGGAAGAUCAUUGCAGUGAUAGACUGGAUUUAGAUAGAAAGCUAUUUCACUGAUAGCUUGAGAUUGUAUAAGCUAUUGCUUUUUAAGUUUUAAGUGCACUUUGUUUCUUUGUUUAGUUUUUUUUUGAGGGGAUGGGGGGGCAAGGUUGCACAGUUAUUUUUGUCUACCUAAUUUUUGAUUCAAUAAAUAAUUUUGUAAUCAAAAUAGACCUCUU
Molecule: messenger RNA, 6866 nt
Organism: Scomber scombrus (Atlantic mackerel)
Lineage: Eukaryota; Metazoa; Chordata; Actinopteri; Scombriformes; Scombridae
Gene: cobl
Product: cordon-bleu WH2 repeat protein
Exons: 19
Coding region: 176-4933 (1585 amino acids)
Biological process (GO): actin filament polymerization; actin filament network formation
Cellular component (GO): neuronal cell body; perinuclear region of cytoplasm; dendritic growth cone
Molecular function (GO): actin monomer binding
Source: RefSeq, a predicted model, not a curated record